UCUCUUCCAUUUAUUUUAUUCUUUACCCUCUCCGUUAAGCGACCGCUCCUGCAGAGGCUGUUCGCUCUCACAGUCCUCCUGUCUCCGUCUUCUCGCAAUCCCGACUCUCCACUUCCUUCGUCCUUCUCUUCCCUCUCGACAACUCUUGCUCGCUUUCACGGCUUUGGCACCUGCGUUUCCGAUCCAACCAUGCCUUACAACCAGAGAAGGGGUGGUUAUAGAGAACAGAGGUGGGAAAAGAAGCCAACUUUUGAUUAUCCAUAUUCAGCCAGCUUUCGACAAGAAGCAGCAGCUGCUACUGAAGAUCUCACUAACAGAGUUGGUACAUCAACUAUUGGUGAAAACAGCAGUCAAGGCCAUGCUCGAGCUUUACGGACACAAUUUGGGAGUGUUGCCAGCCAAAACAAGGUUGCUAUGCAAGGUUAUGAGUCUACCUGGAAGUCCCAGUCUUAUAGAACAGCAAUUGGUGUCAAGGUGGUUGAGAUUGAAAAUGCUGCCAUGGAUCAAGCUGACAUUCAGGGAAAUACGGCUGGAACAGCAGCACUUGAAAAAAACACUUGUGGUUUGAACAAGUUACUCAAUGGCUCAUUAUUGAAGGAUCCUACCAUGGAAUGUUGCACGUACUCACAUGCCCAAAUAAAAUCUAUAUUCUAUCCCAAAUUUGUAAAUGAAAAGUCAGAAAAAGAGAUCAGGAUGAGAAUGAUAGAGAUGGUCUCUAAGGGCAUGGCUGCAUUGGAGGUUUCACUUAAACACUCUGGGUCUCUUUUCAUGUAUGCCGGUCACAAGGGCGGAGCAUAUUCCAAGAACAGCUAUGGGAAUAUAUACACUGCUAUUGGUGUUUUUGUUCUUGGACGGACAUUUUGUGAAGCUUGGGGCACUGAAGCAGGAAAGAAGCAAACAGAAUUCAAUGACUUUCUUGAGAGAAAUCACAUGUGCAUAUCAAUGGAGCUGGUAACUGCCGUGCUGAGAGACUCUGGACAGCGUCCCCAAGAAGAUUAUGUUGUGGUGACGGCGGUUACAGAAUUGGACAAUGGAGAACCAAAAUUUUAUUCAACCCCUGAUAUAAUUGCUUUUUGUCAGCAAUGGCGCUUACCAGCAAAUCAUGUUUGGUGGUUCUCAACUAGGAAAUCAGCGAUAAUAUUUUUUUCUGCCUAUGAUGCACUCCGUGAAGAAGGGACAGCAACACCUGUCUGUAAGGCCCUUGAUGAAGUUGCGGAUUUAUCUGUACCAGGAUCGCAAGACUAUAUAAAGGUGCAGGGUGAAAUUUUAGAGGGUCUUGUGGCUCGUAUUGUGAGCCAUGAGAACUUGGCAAGUAUGAAGAAAGUUUUGAGAGAUUUUUAUCCUCCAUCAUUAGAAGGAGUUGGCCUUGAUUUGGGACCGAGUUUGCGGGAAAUAUGUGCUGCAAAUAGGUCAGAUGAAAGACAGCAAAUAAAAGCGCUUCUUCAUAGUGUUGGCACCUCCUUCUGCCCUGACUAUUUGGACUGGUUGGGAGAUGAAAACAGUGAUGUAUAUUCAAGAGAGGUUGAUCAAUCUGCUCUUUCAAAAUUUCUGCAUGCUCAUCCAGAUAACUUUUGUACAGAGAAAUUGCAGGAAAUGAUUUGUUUGAUGAAGGAAAGGCAUUACCCUGUCACUUUCAAGUGUUACCAGGACUUCCACAAAACUAGCUCUUUGUCAAGUGACAACCUUUACUUCAAAAUGGUUGUCAAUGCAUACAGUGAUUCUGCUUUUCAAAUAUACCAGAAAGAAAUGAGGUGCAACCCAGGAUUGUGGCCAUUAUAUCGAGGAUUUUUUGUUGACAUAAAUUUGUUUGAGGAAAAUGGGGGAAGGGCUGUUGAAAUUGCAAAAAGCAGCAAUAAUUUAUUGCAAAAUGUUGUGGAUGGUGGUAGCAAGUCAGGAAACGAUGUUUUAGCCAAUGAAGAUGCAAAUUUAAUGAUAAAACUGAAAUUUCUCACAUAUAAGUUGCGUACACUUUUAAUCCGCGACGGACUGCCAAUUAUAUUUAAGGAAGGUCGGGCUGCUUACAAAGCAUAUUAUUUAGGGCAAAUGAAAUCAUGGGGCACUUCAUCAGGAAAGCAGUGGGCACUCAGCAAGAUGUUAAAUGAAUGGGCAGCUUACAUACUAAGGAAGUAUGUACACAGACAGCUUUCAUCAUCUGUAUAUCUUAGUGAAGCUGAGCCUUUUCUUGAAAAGUAUGCAAAACGCAGUGCAGAGAAUAAAAUUCUGAUUGGAGCUGCUGGAAACAUAGUAAGGGCUGAAGAUUUCUUAGCCAUUGUUGAUGAUGGAAUGGAUGAAGACUGCAACCUUGAGAAAGAAAAGCAGCUAGCACCAUUAACCUUGAGUUCGUCAGUCAAAGAAACCAUUCCUAAAGAUGAGGGUUUGAUUGUAUUUUUUCCAGGCAUACCAGGUAGUACUAAGUCUGGACUUUGCAGGGAAAUAUUAAAUGCCCCUGGGGGACUUGGAGAUGAUCGACCCAUUGAUUGUGUGAUGGGUGAUAAUGUCAAAGAGAGAUAUUGGCAGAAGUUUGCUGACGAAUGCAGAAGAAAACCAUAUGCUAUAAUGCUUGCUGAUAAGAAUGCACCAAAUGCAGAAGCAUGGAGGCAGAUCGAGGACAUUUGCAGAAAAACAGGAGCAUCAGCAGUUCCAGUUGUACCUGACUCUGAAGGAACUGAUUCAAAACCGUUCUGCCUGGAUGCGCUGGCUGUUUUCAUGUCUCGUGUGCUUCAAAGAGAUUAUCAUCCAGGAAAUCUUGAUAAGGCAUCUCCAAAUGCUGGUUAUGUGCUGCUAAUGUUUUAUCACAUCCAUGAUGGCAAGAGUCGUAAAGAAUUUGAAGGGGAACUUGUCGAACGUUUUGGUUCGCUUGUCAAAAUUCCAAUACUGAGGUCAAACAGGAGUCCAAUGCCUGAAUCCAUUAGAUCCACUUUGGAGGAAGGAAUAAAUCUUUACAAGCUUCACAAUGAGAGACAUGGACGUUUGGAGUCCCUCAACGGAUCAUAUCGGAAGUGCUGGGCUAAAUGGGAGAGGAAGUUGCAGGAUAUAAUAUUGGGCAAUUCUGAGUAUCUUAAUUCUAUCCAGGUACCAUUUGAAUCUGCUGUAGAGCAAGUGCUGGAACAGCUGAGAACUAUUGCAAAGGGUAAAUUCACAACCAAUAUUGAGAAGAAAAAGUUCGGAAAUGUUGUUUUUGCAGCCAUCAAUCUACCCAUUAUAGAUAUCCAAAGUCUCCUUAACAAUUUGGCUGAGAAGAACCCCAGCGUUGAAGCGUUCUUAAGAGACAAACAUAUGAAGAACGACAUUAUGAAGGCAUAUGUGACUCUUGCUCACAGGAGAAGACAUGGUGUUACGGCAGUAGCCAGAUAUGGUCCCGUCCUCCAUCAAAACGUCCCAGUGGACCUUAUUGCUCUGCUCUUCUCGGGAAAAAUGGCUGUUUUGGAAGUAGAGCUUGGCUCAGUUGAUGGAGAGAAAAUAACCUCAAAAGAUCAGUGGCCUCACGUUACUAUUUGGACGGCAAGCGAUGCAGCAGCUGCUAAGGAAGCCAACACAUUAUCACAACUGUUUUCGGAGGGGAACGCAACUCGCAUCAAUAUCAACCCACCCAUUACAAUAUUGGGCACCUUGGAAUUUCAUUGAAUGUUAAGUUACCUGUUUUAAUUUUUGCUGAUGUGAGUAAAAGUAUUAUGGCAAAGGUUGGGAGAAUUUUGCUGGGGAUUAGAAGUUAUGUACAUGGAGAAAAUUGAAGAUUUGUAGAGCUCGCUUACAAUUAAAAACAAAUCAAGUAUGAUAAAGAUAGGGGAAGUGUAUAGUUUCUAUUUUUCUCAUUGGAAAGUACUGUUUUCAUUUGCA
Molecule: messenger RNA, 3837 nt
Organism: Malania oleifera
Lineage: Eukaryota; Viridiplantae; Streptophyta; Magnoliopsida; Santalales; Ximeniaceae
Product: tRNA ligase 1-like
Exons: 27
Coding region: 190-3624 (1144 amino acids)
Biological process (GO): tRNA splicing, via endonucleolytic cleavage and ligation
Molecular function (GO): RNA ligase (ATP) activity
Source: RefSeq, a predicted model, not a curated record